CGAAGACACAACCGUGAUUUCUUGGAGAUUUUCACACUGGGCAUAAACAUAGACCAGCCAAUGGCCACAGCAUAUGAAACCAGCCCAACUAAAUAUGCUCCUUCAGACUGGACCAUUUCUAAUGAAGUGAUACAGUCCAGUGCUGAGAGACAGAGACUAGCUUCACAUAGGAUAAGACAAGAGAGCAACCAAACUAGAAACGAAACAAGUAUAACUACAAAAUGGACUCAGCAUAGUAAUGAUACUUCACUCCAUCAGAGAAUCAGUGAUGUUACUGACUGGAAGUCAUCCCUCCAGCACACUCUCUCAGAGACAGACAGUGCCAUUACUAAGCUCUCUGAGUCAAAGAGACUUGCAGAGUAUGCUCUGAUGGCUAAAGAGAUGCCACUUCAUGUAGUGCUAGAGUGUUUAGUAACACGAGAGAACAGAGUAGCCAUUGACUUAGUUAGAGAUGAGGUGGAAGCAGAGCUAAACAAGGAAGUGUCAGUUAUUGAAGGUGUUCAAGCAAUUCUGCAUCAAAGGAUUGGCGAUGCAUUUAAACAGCUUUGUCAGUUGCAAGAGUGUUAUGAGAAGCUCCAGUUUGAUAUCUCAGAUAAGACCCAAGCCCUUAGCAUUGAUACUGACUGUGUGGGACUGGGAAAUAGCUCCAGUGGUAUUAACAUACAAACUGAUCCAACCAGAAUUAAAAAAGGUAUUGUUAAUCCUGUUCAAUGGGAGUCAUAUUCAGUCCACAACACUGAUGAGGCGAAUAGAGAGAUUGCUCAAUCAGUUAGACUUAGAGAAAGCAUUAGUCAAACCAUACAGCAGACUACUAAUGAUCUUGAAAGCCAAUGGACUGCCACAAAUUAUGCUCUGAGGAGGCGAAUACACGAAAUAAAACAAGCAUAUCAAGAACUUGAAUGGCAAAAGAAAAAUACUGAAGCAGAGAUUGCUCAAGUCAAGCAAGAGAUUGAGUCACUGACUGUAUCACUAAUGGAGAAGACCCCUCCGAUGAAAGUAGCACACACAAGACUAGAGAAUAGGACGUAUAGACAAAAUGUUGAGCUCUGCCGGGAUCAACCUCAAUAUAAUCUUGUAGAAGAAAUAUCAGAAAUAACUACGUCACAGAAAAAACUUGCAGAGAAGCUACACGUAUCAAAACAAACUUUGGGCACAUUGCAGAGAACUCUUGAGCGGAUUAUGAAGGAUUUAUCAGUGAAAUCAAACUCGCUCCAGCUGGAUAAAAAAUGCGAAGAGAUCCGUCAGAUACUCUCAAAGCAUCCCAAGCCACACCAGCUGCCUCAACUGGUCAAAGAAGCCAUGGAAGAGAAAAAGGAUGAGAAUAACAAAAAUCCAUAAACACAUAUCCAGCACAUUAACACAUUUACAUGUAUUGUAGUGGGCGGUGAAGGAACUAAACUAUGCAGCUGCUCUUUAAAGUUUAAAUUAAAAUAAAAAUAGUACAAUGAACAAACAUUAUAGCUUGACAA
Amphimedon queenslandica is the source of this 1469-nucleotide messenger RNA. Its product is annotated as tektin-2-like. Lineage: Eukaryota; Metazoa; Porifera; Demospongiae; Haplosclerida; Niphatidae. The coding region runs from base 61 to 1338 and encodes 425 amino acids. Gene Ontology annotation, cellular component: microtubule cytoskeleton; nucleus. The transcript has 8 exons. Gene Ontology annotation, biological process: cilium assembly; cilium movement involved in cell motility. The record is from RefSeq and is a predicted model, not a curated record.